AUGCGCUCAUCGCUGUCCCUUCUAGCCGCUGUUUCCCGCGGACAGGCUUCCCGUCUAAGGAAGCCCACUGUGAGCUUGGAUCAUUUCAUCCAGAGGCAGCGGGUGCUGGCAUUAUGGCGCGAUAUUGUCAGAGCAGUGAAUAGUAAACUCAUUCCGUUAUCAUUAUGUGCUCUGUUGCUCAUGCUUCCAUUUAGAGAUCCCGCCCUCGUCAACGCGAGACGAGCUACGCAGCUAUGCGCGUCAUGA
Penicillium riverlandense is the source of this 246-nucleotide messenger RNA. RefSeq lists its product as uncharacterized. The record is from RefSeq and is a predicted model, not a curated record. Lineage: Eukaryota; Fungi; Ascomycota; Eurotiomycetes; Eurotiales; Aspergillaceae. The transcript has 2 exons. The coding region runs from base 1 to 246 and encodes 81 amino acids.